Cordyceps militaris CM01 is the source of this 2475-nucleotide messenger RNA. Its product is annotated as origin recognition complex subunit Orc4, putative. The transcript is spliced from 4 exons. Bases 1 to 2475 code for a protein of 824 amino acids. Gene Ontology annotation, biological process: DNA replication initiation; DNA replication. Gene Ontology annotation, molecular function: DNA replication origin binding; ATP hydrolysis activity. NCBI's taxonomy places the organism in Eukaryota, Fungi, Ascomycota, Sordariomycetes, Hypocreales, Cordycipitaceae. Gene Ontology annotation, cellular component: nuclear origin of replication recognition complex; nucleus. The record is from RefSeq and is a predicted model, not a curated record.
AUGGCUCAGGAAACAACUGCCUCAAAUGGGAACAAACGAUCGAGAGACGAAACUGACACGCUGUCGCCGCCCAAUGCUGACCUCGAGCUGAAGCGCCGCAAAUUCGACGGCGCGAUCCUAGAUGACCAAAGCCCCGGGAAUCGGCUCGGCAAUAUUGCUGCGGCCAUCUCAGCCCUUGGAUACAGCCGCGGGGGUGCUGAUGAUAAAAAGCAGAAUAUAUUUGCGGACCCGAAGCCACUGCCACCCGACGCAGCUGCACCAGCACCGGUCAACAUUGCUCCGGUAGCUCCAAUGUCGACACAAACCCGUGUCACGGCCGUCCCUCCCGCCCGAAUAGAGAUACGAAUACCCAACUCACUUCCUGCGAUAAAGUUGAAGGCGCUGAAAGGAACACGAUGGGACCCGGGCGAGAACUUUGUGGCGCCUCGACCGAUAGCCGCUGCUAGCAAGCCUCCACCUCCAAGAAAAACCCCGGCGAAACCAAGAAGUAGGAAGAAGGCAGUCCCAGCUCCAGCUCCAGUUCCAGCUCCUGAACCUGUGCCGACUCCUACCCGAAGCCUCGAAAACAGCACGGACGUGCCCCAAGCUGCCACAAAUGGUACCGAGCCCAUACCAGCGGCUGGCGACGAUGCCCCCCUGCCUGCACUGUUCGACACGCCAACGAAGAACCGACUGUUUUCGCCUGUCGCCUCCAAUGCGCCCAAGAGCAUUCUCACUCCUACUAAGAAGAGAGGCCCUCGGUCUAGCAAAAGCGUCACGUUUGACGGCAACGGCUUGUUCGACCACAUCCCGCGAAGCGCCAGCGCCAGGAAACCAGGACGACCGAGGAAACUUGAUGAACCCAUUGGUAAACCGAUUGAUGAACCUAUCGGUGAAGCUAUUGACGAAAUUGUGUGUGCCGUUUGCGCGAAACCGCAUUCAAUCCCACCCAACGAAAUUAUACUAUGCGAUAACUGCGAUUUCGCAGCACACCAAGAGUGCUACGGGGUACCAGAAAUUCCCGAGGGCGAUUGGCUGUGCAAAUCGUGCACACAAGAUGAUGUAUUGAAAACUCCCAAAGCCGACCCUAAGUCUACUCUUGCAGCAGCUCCCUUGACUGUCGAGAUUCCCGAGAUUCCCAACCUAGAUCGGCAUCUCAGCGCCAUGCAGCGCGUGCUGCUUGAUCGCUGUACAGGCCGCCGUCGAAUACGCAUGUUUGGUCAUGACGAAGCUAGCGACAAAGUUCGGCAGCUCAUAGAGCAGACGGUGCUGGCAGGAGAAGGCAAUUCCAUGUUGCUCAUUGGGCCAAGGGGAAGCGGCAAGACUACUCUUGUCGAAAAUACGAUAUCAGAUCUGUCGCAAGAAUAUCGACAAGAUUUCCACGUUGUUCGCCUGAAUGGGUUUAUUCACACAGACGACAAACUUGCUUUAAGAGAAAUCUGGCGUCAACUAGGCAAGGGAAUGCAGGUCGAAGAUGACCUUCUCAACAGAUCAAAUUACGCGGAUACGAUGGCGUCAUUGCUUGCCCUCCUCUCUCAUCCAUCCGAAAUUUUGGGUCAAGAUGACGGUGUCACGUCGCAGGCUGUGGUGUUUGUUAUUGAUGAAUUUGACAUGUUCGCCACUCAUCCUCGCCAGACACUGCUAUAUAAUCUAUUUGAUAUUGCGCAGUCUCGAAAAGCUCCAAUUGCCGUGCUUGGUUGCACGACGCGCAUGGACGUGGUCGAAAUGCUAGAGAAACGUGUCAAGAGUCGAUUCAGUCACAGAUAUGUGUACCUCUCUCUCGCCAAGACGCUGCCGGCGUACUGGCAAGUUUGCAGACAGGGAUUAAUGCUCGGCGAAGCCGAUGGAGGCAAGGAGGGUCUCCAUGUUAGUCUGGAGGGCUAUUCCGACUUUCAGAAAUACUGGAACAACAAAAUCCAGGAGCUCUAUCAGCACCGCCAAUUUCAGGACCUGUUGAAAUAUCAUUACUACACUACGAAGUCAGCGUCGGCAUUCUUCUCCGAGUGGAUCUUACCGCUGUCGUAUUUGUCGCCCAAGGACUUGACUCUGCGCGUGCCUGCAGUCGAGUCGGAGUUGACGUCGUUGGCACCACCUGACUCCCGAAUGCAGCUCCUGGAGAGCUUGUCAGAGCUCGACUUGAGUCUACUCAUCGCAGCAGCUAGGCUCGAUAUCGUGGCGCAUACUGAUACAGUCAAUUUUGCCAUGGCGUACGACGAAUACAGCUCGAUUGUAGGUAAACAGCGCGUGCAGUCUGCGGCCUCUGGUCUUCUCGCUGUUGGAGGCAAUGUCCGUGUCUGGAGUCGCGGCGUCGCGAGUACUUCUUGGGAGCGACUAGUCGGCUUGGGCCUGCUCGUUCCAUCCGGUAUUGGGGGUGGAAGAACGUUGGGCAGUGGAGGGCUGGAUGGACGCAUGUGGAAGGUAGACAUGUCACUGGAAGAGAUUCCAGCUGGAGUCAAGCUCAGUGCUGUCAUGUCAAAAUGGUGUCGCGAAAUCUAG